Messenger RNA from Pocillopora damicornis (cauliflower coral), 1220 nucleotides. RefSeq names its product putative caffeoyl-CoA O-methyltransferase 2. Lineage: Eukaryota; Metazoa; Cnidaria; Anthozoa; Scleractinia; Pocilloporidae. The record is from RefSeq and is a predicted model, not a curated record. Gene Ontology annotation, molecular function: S-adenosylmethionine-dependent methyltransferase activity; O-methyltransferase activity.
GGUUUUCAACCUUGUACAUUUUUGCAUGUUCAGUUAAUCAUCAAUAAGUCUUAUGAAAAAUGACACUUGACUGGCAUUUGGUUCUUAACUGUUUUUUUUAAUAAGCCAUCCCUCUUGUAUAAGCUCCAGUCUCUUAUGAGCUCCUUGUCAAGAAAGUGCCCUAAAUAUUUUAUGGGCCACUCGAGGCUUAUUUGGGUGCUUAAGGUAAAAUACCCAAUAUUAAAAUUUGAUGGUUUGAUUAAACAUAUCCUUUCAAAAUUUAUGUUGAAAACCAAACUUUAUUAAAUAGUAACCAAAGACAUAUAACUAGAGAGCAUUCUAUGGGAGCAAUUAAGAGAUGGUAAUUUUUGACAACCUUAAUUAUACACAAAACAUUAUAUUACAACAAGUAUAAAGUUUUCACUUAAAGAUGUUAUUUUCAGACCAUGGAGAACUUUUCAGAGCAAGAAGCAUUGAAGAAAAUGUAGACAAUAACACCAUAUCUGUCAAGGCCUCAGAAGGAUUUUCAGUACAAAAUGUCAGCAAGGCAACUCUGAAGCUUCCAUUAGGUGACAUGCUUUGUAGUUCUGAUGAAGCUCAGCUUAUGAGGUUGCUUAUAGAAUUGAUUAAGGCCAAAAAGGUUAUCGAAAUAGGUACUUUCACUGGUUAUAAUACACUAAGUAUGGCCAUGGCUCUGCCAUCUGAUGGCAAGGUUGUGGCGUGUGAUGUCACAGACAAGUUUAUGAAAGAGGUUGAUUAUGAUCGUUACUUCCAAGAAGCUGGUGUUGAGUCAAAAGUUGAAUUGAAGAUACAGUCUGCCCUCACUACUCUAGAUGAACUUAUUGCUGCAGGAGAAGCUGAAAGCUUUGAUCUUGCUUUUAUUGAUGCUGAUAAGACUGAAUAUGACCAGUACUAUGAAAAAUCUUUGCAGCUUCUGCGGCAGGGAGGGCUGAUAGUAGUUGACAAUGUUUUGUUGAACGGUUCAGUUUGCGACCCUAAGAAAAUAGCGACAAAUCCAAGGACAAGAGCAAUACACAACUUGAACAUGAAACUUCACAAAGACACUCGUGUCACCAUUAGUUUGAUUCCCUUUGCAGAUGGUGUGACAAUAGCAAUGAAGCUCUAAAAUAUUAUCAAUAAUUAUUAUAGACUGAUUGUUUCAAACGUGUCUAGUCAUUGGUUAAGCAUAUAGCCUUGAAAGCUUGAAUAAAGUUUGCGUAAAAGAGAAGAUUCUUUUGAAA